UUUUCUACAAAACAAAAAAGACGCGGACGUUUUAAUUGAUAUCUUUUCCUGACAUGAAAAUAAAGCUAUAGUUGCUAGAUUUCUUUGAAAUUUACGAUCUAUGGAUAUUCCUAAACUGGAUAUUAGAAUGCCAUUCAAUGUGUAUGCCAGAAUACGGACCAAAUCCCACAUCAUGUAGAUAUACCCCUGCACCGCCAGGAAAAACACCCUCUUGUGCCAGGCCUGGAGUCACUUAUUGUGAAUAUGUAGAUCAUUAUCCAAGUGAAAGAAUCUAUCAUUUGAUUCAGAGUUGGCAAUUUAACCAUAAAAGCCUAAUUAUAAGUGAAGCCAAAGAAGACUUUAAUGCUGUCUAUUUUCCACCACCAAGUACCAUUUAUGGUCCACCUGCAGUUGAUGUUGGUUAUCAUUAUCCUGAACCUAUUUAUAUUCCAAAACCUACCCAAAUGUUUCAAGAACAAGGUGGAUACUACAUUCCUCCAAAACCACAAAUAACGCAGCCACAAAAUUUGACAUGGAGCAGCUUCAAUGGGUAUCCAGAUUACAAUAAGGAUGGAACCUUUUUAACUUACAAAUACACGAGCAAUGUUCCUCAAAAUUACAAUCCUUAUCAGACUUAUCCUUCACCGGCGUAUACACAAAUUAAUGAACUUUGGAAAAGAAAUCAAAGACUGAAACGAUCUCUCCGCAAAAAACGAACCAUACAAAUCACUUCGCAAUACACUCGAGACUCUCAAUCUUCGAAUAGUACCUCGUCGACGUCACAGCUGUCACGAAAGAAAAGACAAUCAACGAUACAAGGACAACCGAUUUGUAGAAGUCGUUCCAAUUACAUAAUGCCCAAAGCGGCAUUGAAUAGCAAAGGCAAUUGGAUGUACGUGGUUAACAUGCCGGAAACUGAUCGACAGUUCACGCAGUUGGUCAAGAGCGAGAUGUGUGUUGAUACAAACUGUAACGGUCUCUGUCAACUACCCCAAGGAUAUUCAUCAAGAUGCGAACAAAAAUACGUCCAAAAACGACUAAUCGCGCUGGAUAGUAGCGGAAGUGACUUGUACAGCGACACUUUUUGGUUUCCUAGUUGUUGCGUUUGCACUGUUUCCAAUAGUUGAUUUUAACAGGGUCUAGAUCACUAAAAUAUCACUGCCUAGAAACCUUUUUUUUAUUUUAUAUAGUUUUAAUUUUAUACCUUUUUUUUUAGUUAGAAACAGACAGCACUACUGUGUAAGUUAAGUUGCCAUGUAUUUUGCACUAUUACAUACUAGAGGUUAUUUAUUUUAUAAUAAAUGCCCUGUAUUAUAUUAUACAUAGGUAGCUAUAAAAAUACAUUGGCUAGUGGAAAUAUAAAUUAUUAGAUAGAUUUAUUAUUGAUUUAACUGAUGAGUAUUGUGAUUGUAAAGGUUUAUAGUUUUUUAUAUUGUAUAUUUUGAAGCACAUGGACAAGAAAAUAAAUAAUAUUUUUUUUUGUAAUUGAA
Molecule: messenger RNA, 1469 nt
Organism: Ceutorhynchus assimilis (cabbage seed weevil)
Lineage: Eukaryota; Metazoa; Arthropoda; Insecta; Coleoptera; Curculionidae
Source: the annotation of a GenBank genome assembly